AUGACGGUAUCGGUGUAUUUUGACAAAAAAGAAGCAGUAUCAGAGGUACAAUUGACAGCAGCAGAGCGAAAAACAACACGUAUUUACCAUGCAUUUCGAAAUGUGCGUCAAGAAUAUGCAUUUGUAGAGUUUGAACUUGAGACAGAUCUGAGACCACUUUUUCACUGGAAUACGAAACAAGUGUUUGUAUACGUAGUGGCAUCGUAUGCAUCGUCUAUAAAAUAUCCGUAUAACGAGGUGAUGGUGUGGAAUCGAAUUGUUAAAGAUAAAAAAAAGGCGGUGAUCCGAGUGAAAGAACAGAAGAAUAUAAACAAGAAUGUAACACUUUCGAUGUAUUAUAAUGUUAUGCCACAGGUAGGGCUUUUGAUAUGGGGAAAUGGUAAGCCAUCGGGUAGACUUCCUUUUUCUGUAUCUCGCUGA
Messenger RNA from Pneumocystis jirovecii RU7, 420 nucleotides. Its product is annotated as signal peptidase complex subunit SPC3. NCBI's taxonomy places the organism in Eukaryota, Fungi, Ascomycota, Pneumocystomycetes, Pneumocystales, Pneumocystaceae. Gene Ontology annotation, biological process: protein targeting to ER. Gene Ontology annotation, cellular component: signal peptidase complex; membrane. The record is from RefSeq and is a predicted model, not a curated record. The coding region runs from base 1 to 420 and encodes 139 amino acids. The transcript has 5 exons.